Raphanus sativus (radish) is the source of this 1271-nucleotide messenger RNA. Its product is annotated as transcription factor bHLH25-like. Gene Ontology annotation, molecular function: protein dimerization activity. The record is from RefSeq and is a predicted model, not a curated record. The transcript is spliced from 4 exons. Bases 24 to 890 code for a protein of 288 amino acids. Lineage: Eukaryota; Viridiplantae; Streptophyta; Magnoliopsida; Brassicales; Brassicaceae.
CAUUUCAGGUAGCAUUGUCUCUGAUGGACAUUUCAUGCAACUCUGAUUUCAAUCAACUUAACUUUUCUUUUGUGCAGGAAUAUCAGAUGAUGACGAACUUUCCUACACUCGAAGAGCUCAAUGAUAUUCUCUCUUUACCAUCUCUACAGACCAUGGAGCCCCAACUCUACAGCCAUCAGUCUCCAGUAGUAACCACGUUGAACGCAGAAGCUGCGCAACAACUCAAACAUAGAAGCUACAUGAAUACUACUACUAACCAAUGCUCAAGCGGGUUUGGUGAAUAUGGGGUUAUGGGAGACUUGCAGCCCAAGAAAGAGUCUACUCUAUUGGCUCAGAGGAAAAUGUCACGUGGGGUUUCACAAGCAAGAGACCACAUAAUGGCUGAACGAAGGCGCAGAGAGAAGCUGAGUCAACGCUUCAUUGCUUUAUCUACCAUCGUCCCUGGACUCAAGAAGACGGACAAGGCGUCAGUGCUUGGGGGCACAAUAAAGUAUCUGAAGCAUUUGCAAGGUAGAGUAAGUUUUCUUGAGGAGCAAGCCAGUCAGAAAACCAUUGAGUCAGUAGUGUAUUUGAACAAGUCGAGGCUCUCUGUUGCUGAUAAAGAGCUAGAUUGUAUUGCGUUACCGGAGAUCGAAGCUAGAUCGUCUGGUAAAAAUGUUCUGAUAAGAGUUCACUGUGAAAGAAGGAAGGGGGUUGUUGAGAUCACUAUGGCUGCAGUUGAAAAGCUUAGCCUGACCGUGAUAAACAGCAGUGUCAUCACGUUUGGAUCCAAUUCCAUUCAUCUCACCAUUAUUUCUCAGAUGGGCGAGGGAUUCAACAUUACACCAAAGGAUGUUGCCACGAGCAUCAAAUCAAGCCUCGAAGCUUUUAUGAAUGCCAAUCUCAUCUAAGGAAAUAAUAUAAUUACAAGAAAAUUAUAUAGAAGUAUAUAAAACUAAGAUGGACGAUAUCUUACAAAUUGGAAGCUCCGGUAUAUUUCACCACUACAAGAAGACCUUUUUCUCCCAAACUCUUUUAUCUUCUCGCAGUUGGAUUUUUUGGAGGGUUUUCUUUUUACCCCUUUUCCUUUUAAGACUUCAAAACACAAAUAAGAAGAAGAAUGCCUAUUUUUGCAUGGGGUUUAAUAGAAAAAGACCCCAUGUUUUAAAUCUUCUUCUUCUUAAUCUGGUUUUGAAGUAUUUCACCUUAGUGCGGGAAUUGUAUUCAUUAUCUUGUGGAGAUGUGUUGUUUGUAGAGUGGACUUCAAUGGAACUUUGUUUUUUUUUUUGAAA